Telopea speciosissima is the source of this 753-nucleotide messenger RNA. RefSeq lists its product as uncharacterized. Gene Ontology annotation, molecular function: RNA-DNA hybrid ribonuclease activity; nucleic acid binding. The transcript has 2 exons. Bases 1 to 753 code for a protein of 250 amino acids. NCBI's taxonomy places the organism in Eukaryota, Viridiplantae, Streptophyta, Magnoliopsida, Proteales, Proteaceae. The record is from RefSeq and is a predicted model, not a curated record.
AUGGUACUAGGGUUGACAUUUGGAGUGAUAGAAGGGUUCCAUCUCUACCUCACUACAAGAUCACACACCUACGGCCACCAGGGUGUUUAUUGUCAAAGAAAUGACAGAGUAUUCAAAACAAAGGAUUGGAGUCCAAUUGAGGUUAUCUCUACAGCUGAAAGAGCAUUUCUUGAGUUCCAGUCAGUUAUUACCUCUUCAAACCCUUCUCAAACCAAUUCGGGUGCCAUUUCAAGUAAUGAAAAUGAUCGGUGGAAUGCCCCACCAUUGGGUUUUAUAAAGGUGAAUUGUGAUGCUACAAAGCCUCAAGGAGAUACUGUUGGCGGACUGGGAAUUAUUUUUAGGGAUCACAAUGGGUGUCCUCUAAAGGCACUCUCUCUUUCCCAGGUGUUAUCCUUUGCAAUCCAAGGAGAAGCUCUAGCCAUUAGAGAAGCACUAAUGCAAGCUCGUGAAUUAGGAAUCACAAAUCUCCUUGUUGAAUCAGACAACAAGGAGAUUAUUAGCUUUAUUGAAGAUCCGAAUCGUGUUCCGCCGCUUGAUGUUGCAGUUGUUGUUGAAGAUGUUCGUGAGCUAUGUUCUACUUUUGUAUCUGUUUCUUUUCUUUUUGUUCCAAGGGCUAUGAAUGUAAUUGCAGAUGCCCUGGUAAGGAAGGCCCUGUCUAUCAUGUGUAUGACAGAUUGGCCAAUUACCACUCCGUGGCUUGAUGAUCUUUGUUUAUCUGAAGCCACUGGCUGUACACAUGAUUCUCAUCAAUAA